CCGUGUCUCGGCUUUCGACAGAAUCCAUUCGCAUCCACGAUGUCGCACACCUCAAAGCUGCCAGUCUAUCUGCUCCUAGUCGCCAUUUCCUUGGGCGGAAGUCUGGCCUACGAUGUGCCCAAGGCCACCGUGAAGGUCAAUUCGCCGAAGGGAUUCGAGGUAUCCAUUCCCGACGAGCCGGGCAUCUCGCUGUUCGCCUUUCACGGCAAGCUCAACGAGGAGAUGGACGAUCUGAGCGAUCAGACCUGGGCGGCCGAUGUCGUGAGUUCCCGAAACGGACGCUGGACAUAUCGCAAUCGGAACCAGCGACUUCAGACGGGAGAUGUUCUGCACUACUGGACGACGGCGCGGUACAAUGGCAUCGACUACCACAACUACAACCAGGUUCAUGUGGUCGGGCAGGGGGAUUCCCAGAGAAUCGAUGUGAACGGCUCCAAUGGUGGUCGCCAGCCGAUCGUAGCCAACGGCCACAAUACGAUCAAUAUAUUUGUUCAAUAAAUUAAGCAUUAAGAUA
Messenger RNA from Drosophila elegans, 514 nucleotides. RefSeq names its product gram-negative bacteria-binding protein 3. The record is from RefSeq and is a predicted model, not a curated record. Gene Ontology annotation, molecular function: carbohydrate binding. The coding region runs from base 40 to 498 and encodes 152 amino acids. Lineage: Eukaryota; Metazoa; Arthropoda; Insecta; Diptera; Drosophilidae. The transcript has a single exon.